AGAGCUAUAAAAUAUUCUCCUUACUCACAGCUUGCUAGCUGUAAAGCAGAGAGCCUCACAGACUGUGCGUUCUUUAUUAUCCCCAGUCUGGAAAGCUGCAGCAGCCAUGGAACACAGAACCUCCACCCUCCUUGCAGAUGGGGAGAUUUUGCCAGCUUUCAGCAGACUUUUGCAUAGCACUCCAGUUUGCGCAGCGAAGGCAGCCCAGGUGCUUGCAGAGAUAGCUAAAAACGAGGAAAUGAAGACCCCCUGUAUCAAUGCCGGUUUGAUUCCCAUCUUGGUACCCCUUCUGGACAGCACCGACCCAGAGAUGCUGCUCCAUGUCGGCAGGGCCAUCGGUCGCAUUUGCUACGAUAACAAUGACCUUCAAGAACAACUGGUGGCCGCAGGAGUGAUCACAUCCCUGGUCAGAAUAUUGUCAAACUAUCCGGAGAAUGAAGCCCUGGUCCGUGUCAACCUGCUGGCCUUAUCCAACCUUGCAGACCUAGACUCAGCUAAAGAGGCCCUUAGCAAGACCAAGGUUGCCGAACAACUCGUCCAUCAGCUGCGGCAGGUGAACCAUCAUGAGAAGGUCGAGAUCAUCCUGGAGGUCCUCCAGACCCUAGCAGAGAAUGAUGCCCUAAAAUUGCAGUUGGUGGAAGCUGGCAUCCAGGAGGCUGUGACAGAGAUCCUGCUGAGGCUCCAGGACAGCUCCAAGCCAGAAGACAUGUGUAGCUUGAAAGCCGCGUCUGAUCUAAUUGUGUCCUUGCUUCUCGGAGAUGAAUCCAUGCAGCAGCUGUUUGCAGAGGGGCGUGGUGUGAUCUACCAGAGCGUGGGCACGUGGCUGGCAUCCAAGCACACCCAGUUACACCUGACAGGGGCUUUAGCUAUUGCUAACUUUGCCAGGAAUGACAGCAACUGUGUUCGUAUGGUUCAGAUGGGAGUGGUGCUUCAGCUGCUGGAUCUUUUAGAGCAGCACGUGGAAAGUGAAGACGUCUCAGUUCAGCAUGCUGCUCUCAGCGCGCUCCGAAACCUUGCCAUACCAGUGGCUAACAAGAUCCAGAUGCUGGAGGAAGGAGUCGGCAAGCGGAUCCAGAUGCUGUUGAGGUCCGAGAUGCCACCUGUCCAAUUCAAACUCCUCGGAACGCUGCGGAUGUUGAUCGACGGUCAAGCUGAGGCGGCAGAAGAGAUGGGCCAGGAUCCCAAACUGCUCAACAGACUGGUGCAGUGGUGCGGGUCGAAAGACCACGCCGGAGUCUGCGGAGAAGCCAACCGACUGCUGGCAUCGCUCUUACGUCACAGCCGAUCUCCGGAAGUUGUCAAAGCCAUCCAAGAGGCUGAAGGUGUGAAGCACCUGGUUUCCAUGGCGACAAGCGAGCAUGCCAUCAUGCAGAACGAAGCUCUGAUCGCCUUGGCCAUCGCCUCCGCCAUCAGUUUAGAAAAUAUCAAGGAAGCAUUCAAAGAAGCCCAGCUGGUCCCGAAUAUACACAAACUGCUCCAAGCGGAAAGUACAGGUCCAGAGGUGAAAUAUAACGUUAUCGGUCUGCUGUGCACCCUCCUCAAUUCAGCCGAGCUGAGGCAAGAAGCUGAAGAGGACCGGAUGAAAGUGACCUUGGAGGCCCUCUGCGGCCACAGCAACGGGAACGUCGCCAAGCAAGCGCUCAUGGCCCUUCAGAUCCUGAACGAGGAGCCUGGCCUCUUUGAACCAUAA
Molecule: messenger RNA, 1690 nt
Organism: Euleptes europaea (tarantolino)
Lineage: Eukaryota; Metazoa; Chordata; Lepidosauria; Squamata; Sphaerodactylidae
Product: rap1 GTPase-GDP dissociation stimulator 1-like
Exons: 13
Coding region: 107-1690 (527 amino acids)
Biological process (GO): positive regulation of GTPase activity
Cellular component (GO): cytosol
Molecular function (GO): protein binding; guanyl-nucleotide exchange factor activity
Source: RefSeq, a predicted model, not a curated record